AACAUAAUACGCUCAGUAUUUUUUGAGUUAUCUCUAAUAAUGCGUAUAUACUUGAUUAUUUUUUCGUGAAGCUACGGUGUAUUAUUGGACGUUGGAUGUAAUUAAAGAUUUUUUUUUUCCUUAUCAAGCAACCAUAAUUAUAAGCGUAACAAUCCUCAAUAUUUGUAUGUAGUUUGUUUUAAAAAUUAGUUUCAGCAGUGUUUUAAAACGUUAAUGUGGAGUCUGAACUGUCAUAGAUGUCAAUCCAAAGGUCACCUUGAUAAAGUUCACCUUCUCCGGCAUUCAAAAAAUAAAGUGUUUGGUUGAACUAAAAUUUAAAAAAAAAUGGAUAUAUCGUCCGGUCAGAGGUUUAUUGAGAGAGGCUCUCAUAAAGGUAAAGGGCUUGCAGUAUUUACCAGUGGUGGAGAUUCUCAAGGAAUGAAUGCUGCUGUCCGUUCUGUGGUUCGAAUGGGUAUCUAUUUGGGAUGUAAGGUGUAUUUUAUUCGCGAGGGUUAUCAAGGCAUGGUUGAUGGUGGAGAUAAUAUCGAAGAAGCUAAUUGGUCUUCAGUAAGCUCGAUUAUUCAUAAAGGUGGUACCAUCAUUGGAUCAGCCAGAUGUAUGGACUUCAUGAAACGUGAAGGACGAUUAAGUGCUGCCUGUAACUUAGUUACAAGAGGUAUUACUAAUUUGGUAAUAAUUGGAGGUGAUGGUUCACUAACUGGUGCCAAUCUAUUCCGUGAAGAGUGGUCCACCUUGCUGGAUGAAUUGCUAGCAAAUAAUAGAAUCACUAAAGACCAAAGAGAAAAAUAUAAACAUUUGCAUAUUGCUGGAAUGGUUGGUUCCAUUGACAAUGACUUCUGUGGCACGGACAUGACUAUUGGUACUGACUCUGCACUGCAUCGUAUUAUCGAAGCUAUUGAUGCAAUUGUUAGCACAGCCUACUCUCAUCAAAGAACAUUUAUCAUGGAAGUUAUGGGAAGACAUUGUGGAUAUCUUGCUGUGGUCACAGCCUUGGCAUCUGAAGCAGAUUUUGUGUUUAUCCCAGAGGCCCCACCAUCAGUGGAUUGGAAAGAUAAGCUUUGUGAUAAGUUAGAACAGGAACGUAAGUCCGGACAGCGUUUGAACAUAAUCAUUGUAGCAGAGGGAGCGAUUGACCGUGAAGGUAAGCCGAUCACCGCUGAGCUGGUGAAGAAGGUGGUGGUGGAAAACCUACAACAGGACACAAGGAUUACUGUUCUCGGUCAUGUGCAGCGUGGAGGAUCGCCUUCUGCUUUUGAUAGAAUUUUGGGUUGUCGCAUGGGUGCCGAAGCUGUAAUGGCUCUCAUGGAGGCCACCCCAGAAACAGAAUCAUGUGUGGUAACCUUGGAUGGAAACCAAGCUGUGCGUCUACCGCUUAUGGAUUGUGUACAUCGGACUAAGGCUGUGUCUAAGGCCAUGGCUGACAAAAACUGGGAUCUCGCUGUACAACUGCGCGGGCGCAGUUUCGCUCGGAAUUUGGAGACUUACAAAAUGUUGACUCGUCUCAAACCUCCCAAGGAAGCCUUUGAUGAAUCUGGAAAACCUGCUGAGGGCCUGACGCUGGCGGUGAUGCACGUGGGCGCGCCGGCGUGCGGCAUGAACGCGGCCGUGCGCUCCUUCGUGCGCAACUGCAUCUACCGCGGGGACACCGUGCUGGGCAUCCACGAGGGCGUCGAGGGCUUCAUCAGCGGGAACAUCGUCAAGAUGGAUUGGUCUGAUGUAACGGGCUGGGUGGCGCAAGGCGGAGCAUUCCUCGGCACCAAACGAACCCUGCCUGGAGAUAAAAAGGGUGAAAUUGCCGCUAGGAUUAAACAGUUUAACAUCCAGGGUCUUCUUAUUAUUGGAGGAUUUGAGGCAUAUCAAGCGGGUCUAGAACUGUACGAGUCCCGCGCGCAGUUUCCAGAGUUUUGUAUUCCUCUAGUGGUGAUUCCGGCGACCAUCAGUAACAACGUGCCGGGAACUGAUUUCUCGCUGGGCGCAGACACCGCUCUCAAUGAGAUCACCGAGAUCUGCGACAGAAUCCGCCAAUCCGCUCAGGGCACUAAACGCCGUGUGUUCGUCGUCGAGACUAUGGGUGGUUAUUGCGGCUACUUAGCAACCUUAGCUGGUUUGGCUGGCGGUGCUGACGCUGCCUACAUUUAUGAAGAGAAAUUCUCUAUAAAGGAUUUACAACAAGACGUAUAUCACAUAGCAUCUAAAAUGACAGGCGGUAUUCAACGAGGUCUCAUUCUUCGUAAUGAGAAGGCCAAUGAUAAUUACAAUACUGACUUCAUUUACCGUCUAUAUUCUGAAGAAGGCAAGGGUCUGUUUACAGCCAGGAUGAACGUUCUUGGUCAUAUGCAACAGGGCGGUUCUCCAACACCAUUUGAUCGUAACAUGGGAACUAAAAUGGCCGCGAAAUGCUUACACUGGUUAGUCGAAAACAUUCAAAAAGGGCCUGCAACUGGUCCGGACUCAGCUUGCUUACUUGGAGUCGUCAAGAGACAAUAUAAGUUCACGCCCCUGGAAGAACUGAAAUCUCAAACAAACUUUGCCCAAAGAAUACCAAAGCAACAGUGGUGGAUGAAACUCCGCCCUCUUCUCCGUAUUCUCGCUAAGCACGACUCUACGUACGAAGAAGAGGGUCUUUACAUGACCGUGGAACAGGGAGAGAUUGACUCAGAAAAUGUAAUUUAAAUUAUAAUUCUUUAUGAGUAUAAACUAGCAUCAAAUUGCAAUACUUAAAUGUUGCCAUAACUCAAUAUAAAAGCAUCUAACACUAAAUUUUAAAACAAACUAUAUUAAUUAUUGUCUAGUAUAAAUUAUGAAAAAUAAUUUGCUUAAUUAAAUUGUAUGUGAUCCAUUGAUCAUCAAAAAUACUUAUUGAAAUUUCAUAGUGUCUACAAUAUGUUUCAACAAACCAAAUGCAUAUUUACCUUCAAGAGAGGCUAUGCUUGUUCUUUGAUGAUAUUAGUAUUUUAUAUACUUGAGAUUAAAAUUAUAGAGAUAUAUGUAUAUCGUUUUUUUAUUAUUAUUAAUGAAAUAAGGGUUUUAAUGACCAGUAUAUAUUAGCGUUAAUCAAGUAAUGAUAUAUGAUUAUAUUUGACAAUUAUUAACACGUAUGAUUAUAGAAAUUUAAAAUGAACUAGUUUAGAUAGAUUUAUUUAAAAUAUUUAUUUCAUAUUGUGAUAUGAAUGUUUCAUUACAAUUAUAAAUACAUAGAGAUUUUAGGGUACAUAUUUUAUGGUGAUAGUAAAAAUAUGCUCAUAAUUUGCCAUUUGAAAUUAGUUCUUUUUUUUUAUAUGAAAAAUACCAUAUAUAACGCUACAUCUGUACAGUGUGUUUUAACUUUCAAAUAAAGGUAUUUUUUAUGUAUAAAAUUGCUUUGCAGGAACAUUAUUUUUAUUUGGAUUUGUAGAUAUGAGUAUUUAGAUUAUACUUUGAAAUUUUGACAUUUCUUUUUUUUUUUUAUUAAAUCCUAAAUAAAAAUAUUUUUUGCUA
Messenger RNA from Melitaea cinxia (Glanville fritillary), 3477 nucleotides. It is a transcript of the gene Pfk, whose product is annotated as ATP-dependent 6-phosphofructokinase. Bases 325 to 2673 code for a protein of 782 amino acids. Lineage: Eukaryota; Metazoa; Arthropoda; Insecta; Lepidoptera; Nymphalidae. Gene Ontology annotation, molecular function: identical protein binding; ATP binding; fructose-6-phosphate binding. The record is from RefSeq and is a predicted model, not a curated record. Gene Ontology annotation, biological process: fructose 1,6-bisphosphate metabolic process; canonical glycolysis; fructose 6-phosphate metabolic process. The transcript is spliced from 15 exons. Gene Ontology annotation, cellular component: cytoplasm; 6-phosphofructokinase complex.